CAUAUAUUAAAUAUAAUAAGAAUAAAACCAGAGAUAAGUAUUCUUUCAUUUAAACAUGCUGUCCUAGCUGUCUCUGUUUUAUCUACAAUCUAAUUGACAGGUUAUGUUGUAUAAGUGUGUGUUGGUGUGUAUUAGUGUGUGUUGGUAUGUGUUAGUGUUUGUUCGGCGUUCAACUUCUACAAGUAAUACAAUAUGUAUUGUAGACUGACAGGCAGCCAGUGUGUCAGGGUUGUCGUGGGAACAAGGAGGUUUUUGACACGAGAGUCACGUUUUUUUGCGAGUGGGAGCAACUCUCCUAUUGGCCGACCCAUGCGGCACAGGGUCAGUUGGAAUGUAUUUGGACCAAUCACAAAAGAGGAAGUCAGCGUGUGGGAAGGCUCUGUGAUCGCUGCAUCUGACCUCUCAACCCAGCUAGAUGAUUAUCUGGGAUUGCUGCGUCUGGUCUGACUAUCUAACCAGAGGACUACAUGUGAUUGCUGCGACUGGUCUGAUUAUCUAACAAGGGGACUACAUGUGAUGGCUGUAUCUGGCAUGACUACUUAACUAGUGGAUUAUCUUUGAUUGCUGAAUCUGGUCUGGCUGCAAAACUCGUGGAUUACCUGUGAUCACUGCAACUGGUCUGACGACUCAAUUAGUGGAUUACCUUUGAUCACUGCAUCUGGUCUGACUAUUAAAGCAGGGGAUUGUUUUUGAUUGCUGCAUCUGGUCUGACUACUAAACUCGUCGACUACCUGUGAUCACUACAACUGGUUCUGACAGAACUAAAGCAGUGGAAUAUUUGUGAUUGCUAAAUCUGGUCUGACUGAACCCAACUAGUGGACUAUUUUCUGAUCGCUGCACAUGGUCGGUUAAAACUAAACAAGUGGACUAUUUGUGAUCGCUAUACACGGUUUAAAAGAACAAAAAAAAGUGGAUAAGCUCUCGCAGGACGACUGCCAUUGGCUGACCACCGGAGUGACGUUGUGAUCGGUAUCAGAUUGCAUCAACUUGAUCAGUUGGAUGGACAAAGCUGAUUGGUCAGAUAUGUUUGGAAGCGUGAAGGACAUAAUCUCAGUGUUGGAGCGGGCAAAGGAAGUCCCGCCUUCUCCUUCACGGCCCCGCCCCCCAAACACCCCUCCAAUCCCCCGCAAUGUUCUGCGGUGUCUGACCACACCCACCAGCCAGUGCCCUUCAGUGGAGCUGAGGGGUCAGGGAAAGGUCAGAGGGGUCAGGGAGUCCUGGCCCGGCGCCACACCGGCUCCACUCGACAGGAAGUCCCCGCAUCAACUUCCUCCCUUGACUAACCUUAACCCUAACCCUACCCACCCUGCCAACCUUAACCCUUCUAACCUUGACCUUAACCCUGCUAACCUUAAUCCUACUUACCCUACGAACCUUACUCACCCUACCAACCUUAACCCUACCAACCUUAACCCUACCAACCUUAACCCUACCAACCUUAACCCUACUAAACCUACUAACACUAGGAUCCCUCCUAUCACGACUAACCUUAACCUUACUAGCCUUGACCUUAACCCUACUAGCAUUGACCUUAAACCUACUAACCUUAACCCUACUAACACGACUAACCCUAGCCCUAACCCUAACCCUAACACGACUAACCCUAACCCUAACCCUAUCACGACUAACCCUAAUUGCUCUGCUAACCUUAACCCUACUAACCUUGGACUUAACCCUACUAACCCUACUUACCUUCACCCGACUAGCCCUAACCCUGCAAACAGUACUAACCUUAACCCUACUAACCCUAACCCUACUAACCUUGGACUCAACCCUACCAACCCUAUAAACUCUAACCCUACCAACGCUACCCCUCCUGUGAUGUCACCGCCCAUUGGGCAGAGCUACGCUGUGAUGAGUGAUGCUGGUCUGGACCUGAACACCAUCGAUACCAAGAUCCAACAGGCCAUGGACCUGGUGAAGAGUCACCUCCAGCUUGCCAUUAGGGAGGAGAUGGCCGUCCUUCAACAGCAGAUCAGAGAUCUUCAAGACAAGAACAAUCAACUGCAGAGAGAGAACUACACUCUCAGGUCCCUGCUCAACAAACCCUGAUACAGACAAGCAAUCUCACACACCUACAUACAGGCACACGUGCACCCACACACGCACACACGUGCACAUGCACAGGCGCACACUCACACGGGCACACACACACAAGCACACACACAAACACGCACACGCGCACACACAAACAUGCACACGCACGCACGUGCGCGCAAAGGCACACGCACACGCACACACACGGUGAUAUCAUAUGUUUGAAUUAUUAGGUUUUAUGUCUGCUAUCACCAACAUGUAUAGUUCAGAAAUGAAUACUAUUAUAUAUGUAAUAUAAUUUGAUUGAUUUUGUUUGUAUAGUUAUUUUUAUAAAUUAAUUAUAUACAUUUGGUUUGUAUAGUUUGCUUAAAAAAAGAAUAAUAUAUAUUUGGUUUCUAAAGUUAGUUUACUCAAUUAAAAUUAUACAUUUGGGUUGUUUAGUUUAAUCAAUUGUUAUAAAAAAUGUGUUUGUAUAGUAAGUAUUAAUGUAAAGGCCUUUGUUUAGUUAGUUAAAAAAAUAGAUAGUGUAAAUGUGUUUUAUAGUUUAAUAAAUUAUAAGAUACACAUUUUGUUGACAGCCAAACUUUAUUCAUUCCAUCUCAAUAUAACUCUCUAUAAUGAUAUUUAUAUUGUCUAACAUGGCUGCCUCCAAGUGGCCAAAAGAGACACUACACCUAACGAUCCGUAUCAAUAUAUAUAGAUUGGUAUGUGUAGUAAAUAUUGCAUCUAGAUAUGAUCCAUGUUAAUGUUAUAAAGAUACCUUCAAUAUGAAUAUAAGAACAUGAAUAUAUCAAUAUUGAUCACAUUCAUAAAAGAUACUUCAAUAAUAAUAUAUAGAUACCCUUAAUAUAAAUAUUAUACCAUCAAUGACAAUAUAAUAUAGGGAUACAUCAAUAUUAUUAUCAUACCAUCAAUAUUAAUAGCAUGCAUAGAUGCAUCAAUAUCAAUACAAAAAGAGAUACCAUGGAUAUUUAUAUAUCAAUAAUAUACAUAGAUCCCAUGAAGAUUCAUGCAUAGAUGCAUCAAUAUAAAUAAAAAUAUAGUUGCACCAAUAUUUAUAUUAAAUAUAGACGCAUCGAUAUUAUUAUUGAGAUACAAACAGAUGCAUCACCAGAGACCCCGAUAUCCACUCAAACACAGACCCCCACACAGGGCAUUUGGGAUUAACGGUUGGGGUUAGUGGAUGUAUUUCAUAGUCUGAUGGAGGUCACGUGGUGGAGGGUGGGGGUGGGAGGGGGGGGUGGGGCUGGCUAGUGUGUGUGUG
Gadus morhua (Atlantic cod) is the source of this 3301-nucleotide messenger RNA. It is a transcript of the gene tsc22d4, whose product is annotated as TSC22 domain family member 4. Gene Ontology annotation, biological process: regulation of transcription by RNA polymerase II. The transcript is spliced from 3 exons. Bases 1000 to 2052 code for a protein of 350 amino acids. NCBI's taxonomy places the organism in Eukaryota, Metazoa, Chordata, Actinopteri, Gadiformes, Gadidae. The record is from RefSeq and is a predicted model, not a curated record.